AUGUCAGAAACCGCUCCAGCAUCCGCGACCGAGAAGAAACCAGCAGCCAAACGCAAAAGAACGGGACCAAACGUCCGCGACCUGAUCGUCAAGGCUGUGUCCGAGUCUGAGGAGAGGAGCGGUGUGUCCCUCCCCGCCCUGAAGAAAGCGCUCGCUGCCGAUGGAUACGAUGUGGAGAAGAACAACUCCCGCGUCAAGAUCUCCAUCAAGAGUCUGGUGACUAAUGACAUCCUGGUCCGGACUAGAGGAACCGGUGUCUCGGGCUCCUUCAAACUCAACAAAAAACAGACCGUGGCCAAGAAAAAGACAAAACCCGCCAAGAAAGCGGCUCUUAAAGCCAAGCAAACCGCAGCCGCAAAGAAGCCCAAAACUGCAGCAGCGAAGAAGUCCAUCGCUAAGAAAUCGCCGAAGAAGGUGGAGAAACCCGCCGCUACCGAGAAGAAACCAGCAGCCAAACGCAAAAGAACGGGACCAAUCGUCCGCGACCUGAUCGUCAAGGCUGUGUCCGAGUCUGAGGAGAGGAGCGGUGUGUCCCUCCCCGCCCUGAAGAAAGCGCUCGCUGCCGAUGGAUACGAUGUGGAGAAGAACAACUCCCGCGUCAAGAUCUCCAUCAAGAGUCUGGUGACUAAUGACAUCCUGGUCCGGACUAGAGGAACCGGCGUCUCGGGCUCCUUCAAACUCAACAAAAAACAGACCGUGGCCAAGAAAAAGACAAAACCCGCCAAGAAAGCGGCUCCUAAAGCCAAGCAAACCGCAGCCGCAAAGAAGCCCAAAGCUGCAGCAGCGAAGAAGUCCAUCGCUAAGAAAUCGCCGAAGAAGGUGAAGAAACCCGCCGCUAAGAAAUCACCGAAGAAGGUGAAGAAACCCGCCGCUAAAAAGAUAACGAAGAGCCCCAAGAAGACAAUGAAACCCGCGACUCCUAAGAACGCUUCUAUAGAUGUAUAUCUAUGA
Messenger RNA from Rhinichthys klamathensis goyatoka, 951 nucleotides. RefSeq names its product histone H1-like. Gene Ontology annotation, biological process: chromosome condensation; negative regulation of DNA recombination; nucleosome assembly. Gene Ontology annotation, cellular component: nucleus; nucleosome. The transcript has a single exon. NCBI's taxonomy places the organism in Eukaryota, Metazoa, Chordata, Actinopteri, Cypriniformes, Leuciscidae. The record is from RefSeq and is a predicted model, not a curated record. Gene Ontology annotation, molecular function: structural constituent of chromatin; double-stranded DNA binding; nucleosomal DNA binding. Bases 1 to 951 code for a protein of 316 amino acids.